Messenger RNA from Zeugodacus cucurbitae (melon fly), 783 nucleotides. RefSeq lists its product as uncharacterized. The record is from RefSeq and is a predicted model, not a curated record. Lineage: Eukaryota; Metazoa; Arthropoda; Insecta; Diptera; Tephritidae. The coding region runs from base 49 to 687 and encodes 212 amino acids. The transcript has 3 exons.
GCUUUAUCGGAGAAACAGUUAGUUCAUUCAAGUUUCGUUACAAUUAAUAUGCAUAUUUCUAUUUAUUUCGUUGGGAUUGCAUUGUUAAAUGCUCAAUUGUCUUACGCUAAAUUAAGUCCAAUACAGAGCAGUGCAAAUCUGACCGAGUUUAUGAGCUUACAUCGGCAAAAGCGCGGCCUAAUUUUCAAUGGAAACGGGCUAGUCAAGAUAGAUGCCGGUGCAAUCGCUUCUAUAAACAUGGAUGAUCCUAUCGCUUGGCGUUCGAUAGUCUCUAUAAAUAAUAUCCAAGGGGGUCACUACCCUCUGCCAGCGCAGCCCAGCUAUCCAUGGGAGAAGUGGGAGGACACCUUCGCACGCUCCAUGAAAAACUUCGAAGGCCAGGUAGAUUUUGAAACAGAUGACUCUCGAUUAUUUGUCUACACUUUAUUGGAGGUCCUGAUGGAGCGGCAGCAUGGUAAUGGCCAUCGGUGCUUGCUGCGUUCCAUUUGCCAAAAUGCGCAAGUAGACGAACACGUGGGAAUGUUUUCCGAGUUAAUGGAUGUGGUUCUAAGUCCUGGCAAGGAAAAUAUCGAUGGAGCUUACAAGGAUGCCUUUGUGGCUGGAAAAGCAGACGCCGAUUGCAUGCGCUUAUACUCCGAGUGCCGAGUGCCUUCGAACUUCUUGGAUCAAUACAUGGACUAUGUUUAAAGUAAGGGGCAUGUGUUACAAUUUAUCAAUUUCCACAUUCAAGUUAUGAAAUUUUUUGUAAUUAUUUUAAUAAAAAUGUUGCAUGUGAUUGGAUUA